UCGUAUGGAGCAGCGAUUGCUGCAAGUAAUGCUAAUAGUGUAGAAUUUCAACGGGGAAAUAUCUUUAUUUUGACAACUGAAGGAGUGAUGGUUUCCUUGGAUUAUCUAAGACUAACAACAUUAUUGGGAGUCAAUGCCACAUGGGUUAAAAACAACUACAACUCACUUGAUGCAGAAUUGGAAAAGCUUUGCAAAUUUUAUGACUCUCCGGAUCUUAUAACAAUGGGAAAAACAUCUAUGGACGGAAAAAGAAGUGAUCAUAAAUGGUAUCACUGCCUCAUGAAAUGUCAAGUCUCUAUUCCAACUGAAAACCAAAUUCAACCCAUUUAUUUGGGAAUAAACCGAUCUGAAAGACUGAUCUUCUUUUUCGUAAGCAACUACAUCAUUCAAUUCGAUGCGAAAGAUGAUCAAAGAGUUUGUUCAAGUGGCUCGAAAUUGUUACACGUGAAUAAUGCUAUGCUAAGAGGGAGAACGCUUUUAUUGCAAACUCUUGCGGCUAAACCACUUCGUUUUUUCCCGAAAAUUGACAAUGUAUCUACGCUAGUAAUUGCUGUAGUAGAUGGAUCUGAUGUAGAAAUACACAGCGAGGACUGGCUUCGUUAUCCAAACAUAUUUCUUACAAGUAUCGGUACAUCUGGUGCUCAAAUUGCACAGAUAAGAGUCAUCCCUCCAUAUCAUUGUUUGUACCAGUACGAUGAAAUGGACAAUACCACGGUUAUCAGAGAUCCUAUAUCUGACAGAGUUAUCGUAAUGGAAGAUUAUACUAUGCAAUAUGACAAAAUGGAAGAUGAUUAUCUACCAAAUGGAAAUGAAGCAGUCCUUCGGGUCAAUAUGUGUAACGAAACACGAGUUUUUGUGACAACUCAGGAAAGAUUUGAAUCUUUAGCAUCUAACCUGGCAUAUCCGGACACAUCGCCGUUUUUAACCAUUCUUCUAUUGGGGACCUUAAUAACAAGCCUUGUUGGAUUGUUCUGUGCUGUAAUUUGUGCGCGAACGAGACGUAGAAAACGAGUAAGAGCCAGACAGAGGGUUCCAAUUCAAGAUGACGACCAAAAUCAGAGUGGACCACACGAGGAGACCCCACUUUGAGAAAUCGUCGUUUGAGGACAUAUAACUCAUUUAAGUCUUCUAUUAUACAAAUC
Molecule: messenger RNA, 1142 nt
Organism: Owenia fusiformis
Lineage: Eukaryota; Metazoa; Annelida; Polychaeta; Sabellida; Oweniidae
Source: the annotation of a GenBank genome assembly